CUCCCUCUCUGCCAAAUAUACUCUGGGCUCCGUGAAGGACAUAUCAACUCUCUCCCACUACCUGAGAGAUUUCUCUCCGUCAUUUUCUCGGAAACCUAACAGAAAAACUGAAUCACAUUUCCAUCUCCAUGGCUUCUCCCUCCUUUCCCUCGCCACCACCACCACCACCACCAUCUUCGUGAUAGCUUUCAGUGUGUUGAGAUUCAAACUAGCAGAUCUUGGAGAGAUCUCAAAUCCUAAUGUGAAAAACUAGAGAAGGCGAUAUGAAGACGACUAACAUGCAGGCGAAAGGAAGAGGAGGAGGAAACAUGAAGGCGGCGAAUCCACAGCAGGUUAUCUUCGAGCUGAAGAAGAAAGUAGUCACCGCCUUGAACAAGCUCGCGGAUAGAGAUACGCACCAGAGAGGAGUCGACGAGCUCGAGAACACAGUCGAGCAUCUCGCGCCUGACAAGAUCUCUUGCUUCCUCUCGUGUAUACUGGACACUGAUUCCGAGCAGAAGAGCGCGGUUCGCAAGGAGUGUAUCAGGUUAAUGGCUACUUUGGCUAGGUUUCAUCACGGCCUCGUUGCGCCGUAUCUCGCUAAGAUGGUCUCUAGUGUUGUUAAGAGGCUCAAGGAUCAGGAUUCUGUUGUGAGAGACGCGUGUAUUGAAACGAUGGGUGUUUUGGCUUCGAAGAUGAGCUGUUAUGAGGACGAGAGCUAUGGUGUUUUUGUUUCCUUGGUGAAACCGCUUUUUGAAGCUAUUGGUGAUCAGAAUAAGUAUGUGCAGUCAGGUGCAGCCUUGUGCUUGGCGAGAGUUGUUGAUAGUAGUCCUGAGGCUCCAGUUGCGAUUAUACAACGUAUGCUUACCAAAACUGUGAAGCUGCUUAAUAGCUCGCAUUUCAUUGCAAAACCAGCGGUUAUUGAGCUUAACCGAAGCAUCAUCCUGGCUGGUGGGGCAACGACAAAGAGUGUGCUUAUCUCAGCAAUGAGUAGCUUUCAAGAUGCUCUUAAAAACAAAGAUUGGACUACUCGUAAGGCAGCCUCUGUAGCACUUAUGGAAAUAGCUGCCACUGGUGAAAAGUUUCUUGGACCCCUCAAGGCUUCUUGCAUAAGCUCUCUAGAGUCAUGUCGCUUUGACAAAGUGAAACCGGUGAGGGACUCAAUUGUUCUUGCCUUGCAAUAUUGGAAAGGUGUCCCUGGUUCUGAUAGUCAAGAGCCGUCUGAAACUGUAUCCUCCGUAAGAGAAAGUUAUAGUGGAGCUCAAGGGGAUAGUGAACUAUUCAGCACUAGUGACUCUAAAUCGAAGGAUGUUACAUCCAACAAAUAUGUAACAGAUUUAGCAAGGAAGAAGGUUCCGUUUUCUGCCAGGAAUGCACCUACACGUUACAAUGAAAAGACUAAACAAGAUAAUUGGCGCAUCGAAAUUGCAGUCUCGGAAUCUCCAAUUGUUUCCAAGGUUAAUCUUCACAAUGAAGAAUCAGAGGGCAGUUGCAUCACCAAAACAUUUGCAGAAGCGGCAAACACGCCAGAAGUGACAUAUGAGUACAUUCCAAUGGAAGAUAAGGCAGAUUGUUAUGUAACUGACGCUGUCAAUGAGAACGACGAUAUCAAGUCUGUUACAGUUUCGUCAAACAGUUUCCUAGCGAGUGGUAUGGUGAAUCCAGCCAUAACGAGUAAGCAGUUCGCAGCUGAAGAGACUUACUCUGAGGGGCAGCAAUUCUCAACCAAAUUGAAGAAUCGUACAAGCACUGACUCUACUGUAACAGUGUCAAGCUCUGAAAUCAAUCAUGACUGCUGUGCUCAGAUUUCAAAUGAAAUGGCUUCUGUACGUAAACAGCUCUCAGAUAUUGAGAAUAAACAGUCACGACUGAUCGAUCAGCUACAGGUCUUUUCAACAGGAAUAAUGAACAACUUUUCGGCUCUUCAAUCCAAGGUGUUAAGCUUAGAAUAUGCAGUGGAGGGGAUCGCUCAAAACUUUGCCUUGCAUUCAGAUAUAUCAAACUCCAAUUUUGCGAAGCUAAACCAAGGUACUACUGUGUCACCGAGGCUCUCUAGUUGCACUUCGAGAACCUCAACGGAUAUCCGCAAUCGGCAAUCUACAUUAUCAUCUUCCAAGUACUCAAUGACGAGAGAGAACAAAACACAUGGAAGAAGCAAACUAAAUGAACCACAGGGUAUAGGAAAGACGCGAAGUAAUGCUUUUGGAGAGACUGGUCAACAACAUACAAGGGAAGACAUCUGGAACAACAUUGGACAGGGAAGACGAACACUGAGCCAGACCCGGAAAAGUUCUGAAAGCGUAACAAAGCAUUGUGCAGAGGUGAUGAGUGGAGCAGGUGGUUCAUGUGAAGAUGUGGUUGAAUCAGAGUAUCUAGAAGUGCUCUCUGCUGGUGAUGAGCUAGCACUUGUUGAGCUUCUUGACAGAACCGGUCCCGUGCUGGACAGUUUGUCGCCAAAUACCGUGAAUGAGCUUCUCAGUAUACUUCUCUCCUACCUCCUGGAAAGGAGAUUCAUGAAUUCAAUACUUCCUUGGCUGCAUCAGGUCGCUGAUUUGAGCACUACAAAUGGAGCUAAUUAUCUGAUUCCAUCAGCAAGAAAGAGAGCUCAAGUGUUGUCUGCAAUUCAGGAGACUUCAUGCAUGGGCUUUUCGAAUCUUGCUGAGAGAAGAGCUGUUACUCAAUUAGCAAUGAAGUUGCGCAAACUUUGGGGAAAGUGCUCAUGAUCAUUAGGUGUGCUGAAGUAGACAAGCCACUGGCAAGAAAGUUGAGAGAAACACAGUGAGAGAGAAGAGAGAGAGUUUUAAGAAAUCUUCCACGCUGGAACGUGUAUUUCAUUUCUUUGGUAUCUGCUAAAAACUGCUGUUCGUUCGUUCAUGAGCCGAUUGAGCUCACUGUUCUUGAUUUGAUUGAUGUUGUUCUGCUCGUUGGUUUCUAAGCGACGAUUUGAUUCGUGUA
This is a messenger RNA of Brassica oleracea var. oleracea, 2934 nucleotides long. Its product is annotated as microtubule-associated protein TORTIFOLIA1. Gene Ontology annotation, cellular component: microtubule. NCBI's taxonomy places the organism in Eukaryota, Viridiplantae, Streptophyta, Magnoliopsida, Brassicales, Brassicaceae. Gene Ontology annotation, molecular function: microtubule binding. Bases 264 to 2702 code for a protein of 812 amino acids. The transcript has 8 exons. The record is from RefSeq and is a predicted model, not a curated record.